Lacerta agilis (Sand lizard) is the source of this 3374-nucleotide messenger RNA. It is a transcript of the gene MTREX, whose product is annotated as Mtr4 exosome RNA helicase. The record is from RefSeq and is a predicted model, not a curated record. NCBI's taxonomy places the organism in Eukaryota, Metazoa, Chordata, Lepidosauria, Squamata, Lacertidae. Gene Ontology annotation, cellular component: nucleus. Gene Ontology annotation, biological process: RNA catabolic process; maturation of 5.8S rRNA. Gene Ontology annotation, molecular function: RNA helicase activity; ATP binding; RNA binding. The transcript has 27 exons. The coding region runs from base 33 to 3155 and encodes 1040 amino acids.
UCGCGUGUGUGUUUGCAAGGGGAGUGGGAAAGAUGGCGGACGCCUUUGGGGACGAGCUGUUCAGCGUGUUCGAAGAAGACCCUGCCGCCGCUUCCGGCUCGAAGAAGCCGAAGGGGACAGCUGAGGCGACUGCCGCUGCCGCUGCUGUAGGCAAGGCCGGGAAACAAUCAGAUGGCAAAUCUGCAGCAUCCUCUAAAUUUCCAACAAAAACUAAACGAGAUGCAGAGGCUGAUAGCACAGAAGUUCCAGUUUUUGAAAAGAAGCCAAAGUUGGAAGAUACCACCACAGAAGAUCUCAGUUUGGCAGACCUGAUGCCAAAAAUAAAGGUACAAGCAGUUGAAACUGUUGAAGGUUGUACACAUGAGGUUGCUCUUCCUGCAGAUGAAGAUUUUAUAGCCCUGAAGCCAAGAACUGGAAAAGCUGCAAAGGAAUAUCCAUUCAUUCUUGAUGCUUUUCAAAGAGAAGCUAUUCUGUGUGUGGAUAACAAUCAGUCAGUGCUGGUGUCUGCUCAUACAUCAGCAGGGAAAACUGUGUGUGCAGAGUAUGCCAUCGCUUUGGCUUUAAGGGAAAAACAGCGUGUGAUAUUUACUAGUCCCAUCAAAGCUCUCAGUAACCAAAAAUAUCGUGAGAUGUAUGAAGAAUUUCAAGAUGUUGGUCUGAUGACAGGGGAUGUCACCAUCAAUCCGACAGCAUCUUGUCUUGUAAUGACAACGGAGAUUUUGAGAAGUAUGCUUUACAGAGGUUCUGAGGUCAUGCGUGAAGUUGCUUGGGUUAUAUUUGAUGAAAUUCAUUACAUGAGGGAUUCAGAACGUGGUGUGGUAUGGGAGGAAACCAUAAUUUUACUCCCAGACAAUGUUCACUAUGUGUUCCUUUCUGCCACUAUUCCAAAUGCACGCCAGUUUGCUGAAUGGAUAUGCCAUCUUCACAAACAGCCUUGUCAUGUGAUUUACACAGAUUAUCGACCCACUCCGCUGCAACAUUAUAUCUUCCCAGCAGGGGGAGAUGGACUCCAUCUUGUAGUUGAUGAAAAUGGUGAUUUUAGAGAAGAUAAUUUUAACACGGCCAUGCAAGUCCUUCGAGAUGCAGGUGACUUAGCUAAAGGGGACCAAAAAGGCAGAAAAGGAGGAACAAAAGGUCCGUCAAAUGUUUUUAAGAUUGUAAAGAUGAUAAUGGAAAGAAACUUUCAACCAGUAAUUAUAUUCAGUUUCAGUAAGAAAGAUUGUGAAGCGUAUGCUCUUCAAAUGACAAAACUGGACUUCAAUACAGAUGAAGAAAAAAGGAUGGUGGAAGAAGUGUUUAAUAAUGCAAUUGACUGUUUGUCCGAUGAAGACAAAAAACUUCCUCAAGUUGAGCAUGUUCUUCCACUUUUGAAGCGAGGCAUUGGAAUCCACCAUGGGGGGUUGCUUCCUAUCCUAAAGGAAACCAUAGAAAUACUUUUCUCUGAAGGAUUGAUCAAGGCCUUAUUUGCAACUGAGACUUUUGCUAUGGGAAUAAACAUGCCAGCAAGAACAGUGCUGUUCACAAGUGCCCGGAAGUUUGAUGGGAAGGAUUUCCGAUGGAUUACCUCAGGUGAAUAUAUUCAGAUGUCUGGUCGUGCCGGACGUCGAGGCAUGGAUGAUAGGGGAAUAGUUAUUCUGAUGGUAGAUGAGAAGAUGAGCCCAACAAUUGGAAAACAACUUCUUAAGGGAUCUGCUGACCCUCUCAACAGUGCUUUCCAUUUGACAUACAACAUGGUAUUAAAUUUGCUGCGUGUGGAAGAAAUUAACCCGGAAUACAUGUUAGAGAAAUCUUUUUACCAAUUCCAACAUUACAGAGCUAUUCCAGGAGUAGUUGAAAAGGUCAAUAAAUUGGAACAGCAGUACAAUGAGAUUGAAAUUCCAAAUGAGGAAAAUGUGGUCAUUUACUAUAAAAUCAGACAACAGCUGGCUAAGCUGGGUAAAGAAAUAGAAGAGUACAUUCACAAGCCAAAGUAUUGCUUGCCAUUUUUACAGCCAGGGAGGCUGGUAAAAGUGAAAAAUGAAGAUGAUGACUUUGGCUGGGGCGUUGUGGUGAACUUCUCCAAGAAAUCAAAUGUGAAGCCUAACUCUGGUGAGCUGGACCCACUCUAUGUUGCUGAAGUCCUCCUGCACUGUAGCAAAGAAAGCUUAAAAAAUUCUGCCACUGAAGCUGCAAAACCAGCAAAACCCGAAGAAAAAGGGGAGAUGCAGGUUGUUCCUGUUUUGGUGCAUCUUCUGUCAGCAAUCAGCAGUGUUCGCCUGUAUAUACCCAAAGACCUGAGACCUCUUGAUAACAGACAGAGCGUACUGAAGUCAAUACAGGAAGUGCAGAAACGGUUCCCUGAUGGCGUUCCUUUGCUGGAUCCUAUUGAUGACAUGGGAAUUAAAGAUCCAGGUCUGAAGAAAGUAAUCCAAAAAAUAGAAGCGUUUGAGCACAGGAUGUAUUCUCACCCACUUCACAAUGAUUCUAAUUUGGAAACUGUGUACAAACUUUGUGAAAGAAAAGCACAGAUUGCUGUAGACAUUAAAGCAGCAAAACGAGAACUGAAGAAAGCCAGGACUGUUUUACAAAUGGAUGAGCUCAAGUGUCGUAAACGUGUUUUGAGAAGGUUGGGUUUUGCAACCUCCUCGGACGUCAUAGAGAUGAAAGGACGAGUUGCUUGUGAAAUCAGCAGUGCUGAUGAGCUGUUGCUGACGGAAAUGAUGUUCAAUGGACUUUUCAAUGACUUAUCUGCUGAACAAGCAACUGCUUUACUAAGCUGCUUUGUCUUUCAAGAAAAUUCUAGUGAAAUGCCCAAACUAACAGAACAGUUGGCAGGCCCCCUUCGCCAAAUGCAGGAAUGUGCAAAAAGAAUCGCUAAAGUGUCGGCAGAAGCUAAAUUGGAAAUUGAUGAGGAAAACUACCUGAAUUCGUUUAGGCCAAACUUGAUGGAUGUCGUGCACACGUGGGCCAAUGGAGCAACGUUUGCUCACAUAUGCAAAAUGACAGAUGUAUUUGAAGGGAGCAUAAUACGCUGUAUGAGGCGGCUAGAAGAAUUGCUUCGACAGAUGUGUCAAGCAGCAAAGGCCAUUGGAAACACAGAACUGGAAAACAAAUUUGCAGAAGGCAUUACCAAAAUCAAGAGAGAUAUUGUAUUUGCUGCAAGUCUUUACCUAUAAGUAUUGUCCUGACAUGGAGUGUGAACAUCACUAAUUAUUCUUCAGAGGCAGAAGUGUAAAGUUAACGACAGAAUCUGCCAAUCCUUCCCAAGCAGGAGAGAUGCUUAAUAUUCUUGUAUGUAUUUCACCAUGAGCCUCAUGCUAGCAAGCAUAUUACAUACCAUUGCUGUUUGUACAUAAGUGUUACCACAUUAUUUUUAAUUAAAAAAACAGCCAGAA